Molecule: messenger RNA, 903 nt
Organism: Aspergillus pseudotamarii
Lineage: Eukaryota; Fungi; Ascomycota; Eurotiomycetes; Eurotiales; Aspergillaceae
Gene: gisB
Product: putative zinc knuckle nucleic acid binding protein
Exons: 1
Coding region: 153-326 (57 amino acids)
Molecular function (GO): nucleic acid binding; zinc ion binding
Source: RefSeq, a predicted model, not a curated record
GCAAGCAGCCUGGUAUGGUACCAUGCGUGCUACUUUCCUAGUACCGAAACCUAAUGCAUCGAUAGGCCAUGAGUCCAGCAGCUGCCCUCGUCCUCGCACUACCGAGAGUAAGGAUUCCAAGUUGACAAGAAGGAAAUAACAAGGAGGUUGACAUGGUUUUUUUUUUAGCCAAGCAGUGCUACAACUGCCAGGGUCUAGGCCACGUUCAGGCUGACUGUCCCACCCUGCGUCUCAAUGGUGCUAAUGGCCGUUGCUACAACUGCAGCCAGCCCGGCCACCUUGCUGUAUGUUUAUUAUGCUCGAGGUAUCGUCAGAAUAGAGGUUAACUGAUUUUGUCCCAGCGCAACUGCCCGGCUCCUGCUUCCGGCGCUGGCCGCGGUGUCGGUGCCCCUCGUGGUGGAUUCAAUGGUGGCUUCCGCGGCGGAUACGGUGGUUAUCCUCGCGCUGCCACUUGCUACAAGUGCGGUGGCCCUAACCACUUUGCCCGUGACUGCCAGGCUCAGGCUAUGAAGUGCUACGCUUGCGGCAAGCUUGUGAGUACAAUAUGCAGGCCACUAUGUUGUUCGAUUAAUGGGUUUUAACUUUUCCUAGGGCCAUAUCUCUCGUGACUGCACCGCCCCCAACGGUGGCCCCUUGAGCUCUGCUGGCAAGGUCUGCUACAAGUGUGCCCAAGCUGGCCACAUCUCCCGGGACUGCCCUAACAAUGAGGCCGCUAACCAGCAGCCUGCUGAGUCUACUACCGCUGCUACUCCAGCUGCCCCUGCUACCGGGGCCGCCGGCGCCGCUGAGACUAGCACAGAGGCCGCCCCUGUUGCGCCUGCUGCUCCUACCACCGCUGUCGCAUAAACAGCUGUGCGGUUCGAAAUUGAUUGAUCCCAUUUUUGGGAGCCUGUUUCCUUUUUU